This is a messenger RNA of Triticum turgidum subsp. durum (durum wheat), 1290 nucleotides long. Lineage: Eukaryota; Viridiplantae; Streptophyta; Magnoliopsida; Poales; Poaceae. The record is from the annotation of a GenBank genome assembly.
AUGGAUAGCUCCGGCGCGUCGUCGUCAGCUUCCGAGGCCGAGGCCUCGUCCUCGUCCUCGUCAGCCUUGUACCGCUACCCGGACUGGGUGUUGCUGGGCACCGACACCCUCAUCGACCCCGACGACCACUUCCACGCGACCAGCGCGGGCGCUAUCACCUCCAAGGGCGAGCCCAUCCACGUCUCCUUCCGCGCGGUACCGCCCCCGGGGGUCUCCUCUGUCUACGUGCGCUGGACUCGCGGCAAUCGCAGGUCGGAACCCUUGCCCUCCGUGGCCGCUGCCCACCGCAACUCCAUCCUUCUCAAGCUCCGUCGCGGUUACAACAGUAAAGACCUGUUCGUGUAUACUGCCAGCUCCACCGGGCCGACAUGGCUCCGGCUCCUCCCUGCUUUCGAACGCAAUUAUUACGACGACGAUUACGGCACUUUAUGUAGAAAGUUCAGCCUUAAUCACAUCGAUCUCCUAUGCGAUGGUGGUGGAGAAGAAUUCGUGGUAGCCGAGCUCAAGAUUGAACCAAAAAGCAGAUACUUCUACGGCCGGCGCCGGGACGAUGACGAUACCACUCCGGUGGAAGCUGCGCUCUUGGUGUUCCGGUCCAGCAGCCCGGGGGACAACUGGAAGGCCACACAACCGCGGAUCCGCCAUAAGAAGGGGCAAGGUGAGGAACUGGCCAGCUGGUCGUCCGAUGAGACGGUUCCCUACGGCGAUUCCCUGUGCUACGUUGAUUAUUCCCGCGGCGUCUUCUUCGUGGACGUCCUCAGCGAGUGCCCGGAGCUACGGUACGUCAGCCUACCGGUGAAGAUCCCCACUAUUUGUCCGUACGGCCUCAAAACUCUGACUGACCAUAGCCAGGUGUCCCCGGGACGGUGCCGGCGCUUGUGCGUCACCGAUGGUGGCCGCACCAUGAAGUUCGUCGAGGUCGUCACCACCACCGUCUUCAUGUCCCGCGGCCGUGCCACCGCUUCCGCUUUGUUUACCAUCAACGUGUGGAGGUUGAGACGGGAAGGUAAAUCCAUGACAUGGGAGAAAGAAAGCCACAUGGAAGAUUCAGAGCUCUGGACUCAGCAGGGCUACGGCGAUCUCCCGCGUGUUGCCCCUACGUUGCCCCGUGUGAGCAUGGGGGAGCCUAAUGUCAUCUACCUGACGAUCGAUGCCGACGAGACAUGGGUCAUCAUCGUGGUUGACAUGUUGACCAAGACUCUGCGAUCAUCCUUCAGAUACACGAGAAGUCGGACGCAAUUCCUUGUGAGUUCUCUAAGCACUUGCAUGUGCCUGAGACCAGCUAAUUAA